AUGUCAAGUGCUUUAGAAAUGGACAAUCUGGAGGAUGCCAAAAAACUUGUAAGAGAUCUGAGACAAAAAACUAGAGCACAAGCUCAGCAGAUUAUGGCUUGGAGAAAGGCUUACAAAAUGCAGGAAAUCAUGAUAUCCCGCAUCGAACGCGAAAAAAGUGAUCAACUAAAAGCCCUUAGUUCAAAGCUCCUCCUUUUUGAGUCAAGACUGAUUCGGAAACAAAAAGACAUAUCAACGAUGUUGAAUAUCAGAGAAACCAUCAUCCAGCGACAGCAGAAAAUAAUCGAAACAUUGUCAAAUCGACUUCAAGACAAUGGCCUAGAAAUUCCGAUGCAAGCGGAAAUCACUGAACUGGAAUUUGCUUUUCCCGAUUUGGACUCCUUGAACGAUUCAGACAGCGCAGUGGUUAUGGAAGAUCUCGAUUGUGAAAAUACCUACCAAGUACCCAAGUUCAGAAAUAUGGAUGGUGUUACUGUAAUGAGAUCCAUUUCAGAUGCAAUAGAUCCAAACCUCAAAUAUUCAUCAGUGCGACGGAACAAUGGCUUUUUGCGUCGUCCAGAGGUGUUGGAAACAGUGUACAGCGUCGAAGAGGAUGCUGAUAAUGAUCAAGAAAACAAAAGUGAUGCCAUUAAACGAAGAGAAUCAUUUGCGAGUCGAGGAAAAUCCAAUUGCAAUACAGAAAGCCAAGUUAUACGCGACAAAUCAUUAGAAGAGAAUGUAAUCGUUAAUAUUAAGAGUAAUUCUUUAGAUGAAACUAUGUCAGACAAUCCAUCUUGGUCUUAUAAUAACGAAAAACCGACUGAAGGGACUGAAGAUAAUUCAAAAAAUCAGGUGAAAAAGUACAAUCGCGUGAUGUCCAAUCACAGAUCGGUUACCAAACCGAAAGAUGUUAAGUACAAACGGAUAAAUAAAGCAAAGUCCAAAAGUUUGGAGGAGCUGCGAGGGAAGUUGAAAAAUUGGGUCGAACAAGGAACGAAAAUAUCCAGUUUUUCUCUGGAGCACAGCCAGAGUUAUGCCUAA
Diabrotica balteata is the source of this 1020-nucleotide messenger RNA. The record is from the annotation of a GenBank genome assembly. NCBI's taxonomy places the organism in Eukaryota, Metazoa, Arthropoda, Insecta, Coleoptera, Chrysomelidae.